UCAUCAAACAAAAAUUUCAGAAUAAAUGUACACAAAUCUAGGAGCAAAAAUCAGAUUCUCAUUCAAUAUUUAAGCAUGAUGUACACGAUAUGAAUCAAGAACAAAAUACCUAAGUUCGGCGACACUUCUAGAUUCCGGAAACAAACUCGAACUUCCCUUUUUGCCUUUGAUUCCUCAAGCCCGAUAAUCUCAGUACUCUCUGAUUUAUUUCUCGCACUCUUUCUGCCUCUCUUCAGUUUUUUUCUUCUCUUUUUCUUUCUUCUCUUCCUUCUCUCGGGUUUUUCCCCUUUUUUUUCUUCUUCCCUCCACCCGAAAAGCUCUCUCCUUUUUACAGGCAAAAUCGGAGUGAUCCGAUUGCCUUCCUUCCUUCAAUCCCGACCGUUCCUAGUCCUGGAUUUACCGCCCGCCUAGCCUUAGAGUUGCCACCCACCUAAAGCCCUAGAUUCCUUCAACUUGCUUCAGAUCCAUGACUUGAGGGGAUGAAUGGCUUGGUGACAAGGCUUCCACGGAGAUCCCUUCACAUGGAAUGAAAGAGGAAGGCACCAAUUUGGAGAGGACGGGAGAGGAAUCCAUCCUGCAAGUGGCGGAACAAGACAUGGGUGACAAAAAAUUGACCUUCUUCCAUGGAGGAAAUUUCGCCCAAGUUCCCAAUUUGGAGUAUGUUGGUGGGGAUAAGUAUGUCCUUGACAAUAUUGAUGAAGACAAGUUAAGCUAUUUUGAGAUUCGGGACAUUGUAAGGGAGGAUAUGAAACUAGAAUUUACAAAAUUAUAUUAUAGAAUUCUUGAAGUUGAUUUAGAGCAUGGAUUGGUAGAAAUUAAAUCGGAUGGUGAUGCAUUACAGAUUGCAUGGCACUUAAUUGAACAUGGUUCUGUAGACAUUUAUGUUCAUAAUGGACUUGGGCACAUUCUAUUUAAUGUAGUUAAUGUUAUUAAUGAGGUUAAUGAAGAUGUUGAUUUGGAGCAGUUAAGUUUUGAUAAAGAGGAGUUUUUUAAUGAAUUAGUUGAUGUGCAUUUGAUGAAUGAAGAGUUGGACCACGUUGGACUUGAAUGUAGGAAUGCAAGUGGUAUCAUUAAUGGUGGUGUUUGUGCAGAUAUGGAUCAAAGAACUCGAGAUGGGUUUUAUGUUGAGAUAGAUGUCCUGAGUGGUAGAGAUGAUGAAGAGCUAAUUAGUGCAUAUGGGAAUCAGGCUCAGUUUUGGAAGCAAACACAUGCUCUGGAUCCUGCAGAUGGUAUAGAAAUUCCAAUAACCCUUGACAAAGGUAAGCAAAAGGUGGAUCAAGAAGCUUGCUAUCUAGGAGGUUAUGAUCAAUACACUUUAUCUGAUUCGGGGACUUCUAUAGCGAGUUCUGAAGGGGAGAGGGAUUCAGAUUAUAUUGACAGUGAUGAUCCAGGGGAAUAUGUCUCAAAUUUAGAGCUUGAAUUAUUUGAAACUGAUGAUGCUGUUAGAGAGAAGACAGUAGGUCCAGUUUAUGAUCCUAGUUGUAAAAUUCCACAUUUUGAACUUGGGAUGACAUUUGAAAACCACUUACAGUUCAAGAAUGCUUUAUUCCACUAUUCUACAUACAAAGGCUUUGCACCAAAAUGGCUGAGGAAUGCUCCUGACAAGCAAAGAGUGAUAUGUAAGGCUCCAAAUUGUCCAUGGUAUAUAUCUGCAACUCUUCAAAAGAGAGAUGGUAGCUUCAAAGUUGUUGCACUUGUUAAAGAGCAUAUUUGUAUCAAGGAUAACAAGAACCCUAUGGUAACUGCCAAACAACUUGCAAAGCAUCACAACCAAAGAAUUAAAGCUGUACCAGGUAUUAGAAUACAUGAACUAAUUGAUUUCACAAGAAUUGAACUCAAUGCAUUGGUGAAGAAAGAUAAAAUGGCAAGAGCAAGAAGAAUGGUUCAUCAAGAAUUGGAAGGUAAUUACAAGGAUGAGUUCAAGGUGUUGAGAGGGUGGGCAAAAUUGUUGCUAGAAAGCAAUCCAGGCACUUCUAUUCAUUUUGAAGAUGUUAAAUACCCAACUGACCCAAUACCAGAUUUUAGGAGAAUGUAUGUCUGCAUUGCAGCUUUAAAACAUGGAUGGUUGGCUGGUUGUAGGCCAAUUAUAGGUAUUGAUGGUUGCUUCCUCAAGGGCAUUUGCCAGGGAAUUUUAUUGUCAGCUGUAGGAAGAGAUGGAAAUGAGCAGAUGUACCCUAUAGCAUGGGCAGUAGUGGAGUCUGAAAAUAAGGAUUCUUGGAUAUGGUUUCUAAGGCACUUGAAAGUUGAUGUCAAUAUGGUGGAUGGAUUUGGACUUACAAUUAUAUCCGAUCAGCAUGUUGGCAUUUUAGCAGCUGUACAUUCAGUUUUGCCUAAAGCAGAGCAUAGAUAUUGUGCUAGGCAUAUAUAUGCAAUUUGGGCAAAAGACAAUAAUAAUAGAGGUGAUGAAAAGAAGCAGCACUUUUGGGUUACAGCUAGGUCUACUUAUGAAGAGGAUUUCAAUGAUAAUAUGGGCCACAUGAAGGGUUUGACACAAGCAGGACAUGAUGCACUUGCAAGCAUAGAACCAAAGAGGUGGUGCAAGGCUUUCUUUAUGACUCAUUCUAGGUGUGAGAUCAUUGAUAACAACCUCACAGAGACAUUCAAUGCUUGGAUUCUUGAUGCUAGAUGCAAGGCUAUUUGUAGCAUGAAUGAUGAGUUGGUAGAAAAAUUGAUGGUAAGACAUGGUGAGAAAAAGACAUAUGGUAGAAAGUGGCCUACAGACAUUGCUCCAAGAGCAUACAAAAAAUUGCAGAAAAAUGUUGACAUUUCAGCUUAUUGCCAUCCAUGUCCUAAUGGAGAAACAUCAUAUAAGGUGAGACAUAAUCUAGAAUAUUUUGCUGUUGACUUUGCAGAUUCAAGUUGCACUUGUCAAGCAUGGCAAUUGUCUGGGAUCCCUUGCCCACAUGCAUGUGCUUGCUUGAUUGCUCAAAGUCAAAAUGUAGAGGACUAUGUCUCUCAUUACUACAAAAGGGACAUAUAUAUGGAAGCAUAUAAGGAACCAAUAUAUCCUUCAAAAGGUGGCAUGAAAAUAUGGUCACAAGUUGGGUGUGCCCCAAUGAAUCCACCUCCAUUUAGGAAGCAAGCUGGUAGACCUAAGAAAAAACGAAGAAGAGAUAAAGAUGAGCCUAAGAAGGUUAGCAAGCACAAGACAGCAAUGUUGAGGCUUCCUAAGAAGGGUUCUAAGUGCACUUGCACAAUUUGUGGAAUUCAAGGACAUAACAAAGCAGGCUGUCCAAAAAAGAAUUUGCCAGCACUUAAUACUGAGGAAACAAAUGCAUUGGGGAAGGAAAAAGGCAAGGGAAGAACCAAAAAGAAGGAAAAAACAACAAUAGACAAAGUUGGAGCAAAGAAUAAUGGCAAAGGAAAGGCUGAUGUUGGAAGAGAAUCUGGUUAUAACACUAAGGAAAAAAAUUCACAUUAUAGAAGGAAAAGGCUAGUUGGUUAUGGUAUUUCAACCAACCAAUUUACGGGGGAUAUAAUUUUGAAUCCUGGAACUCAUUCUGAAAUACUUGUAUCAAGUGGAAGCCAAAGAGAGAGAAGAGGACCACAGCAAGGGUUUAGGGAGAUUAGACCAAGGUCUGAAGUUGGAGAAAGUUCUAAGCAGGGAAGCCAAAGAAAAGGCAAAGGAAAUAAUACCUCUAAGAAACAGAAUUAAAGCUUUUGGUUGGCUUAAAUGUGUUUUAAAAAGGCUUUUUUGUUAUGUGAAGUUAAGUUAUGGCAAGGAAAGACUUUAGUUUAUGUGUACCUAAAUUUGAUUUUGGGCACCUUCAGAGCAUCUUCUAUCUGGUUUGGAGUUUGUCUUGGACAGACAAAGCAAACUUGGUUUUGUGUAGUUUGGGCAUUUAAAUGGAAAUGAAAGUGUUCUAUGUUC
Rubroshorea leprosula is the source of this 3871-nucleotide messenger RNA. The record is from the annotation of a GenBank genome assembly. Lineage: Eukaryota; Viridiplantae; Streptophyta; Magnoliopsida; Malvales; Dipterocarpaceae.